This is a messenger RNA of Cuscuta epithymum, 2651 nucleotides long. The record is from the annotation of a GenBank genome assembly. NCBI's taxonomy places the organism in Eukaryota, Viridiplantae, Streptophyta, Magnoliopsida, Solanales, Convolvulaceae.
AAAAAAAAAAAAAAACAAAACAAAAAAAACAAAAAAAAAAAAAAAGACAGAAAAGAAAAAAAAAAAAAAACAGAAAAAAAAAGAAAAAAGGAAAAAAAACAAGCUGUCUUUUAUGAAUUCUGACGGAGGAAACAACACCGGAUUCUCAAGACGGAACCGUCCUAAAUGUGAUUUUUGUCAUAAAAUUGGUCAUACUAAAGACAGGUGUUGGAAAUUACAUGGGAGACCUCCUACCCCAGUCACCGUUGCUCAGAUCCCACCAUCUCCCAUUGUUCUGUCUCCAGAAGAAUAUGCAGCAUAUCAGCAAUUUAAGUUGACUACUAUGCCAUUAUCUACAACGGGGAUGUCUACCGCUUGCGUUUCAAACACAGCAGGCUCAUGGAUAAUUGACUCAGGUGCCUCGGACCAUAUUUCUGGACCGUUGUACGGGGAAAACAAUUGGCGUCGGCCAUGAAUCUCAAGGUCUGUAUCACCUCCAUCCUCUUGAUCCAAUCGCUUGUGUUUCAGUUGAACCUGCUAUUACCUUACAUAAUCGUCUGGGUCAUCCUAGUCUCUCAAAGUUUCAACGUAUGGUUCCAGGUUUCUCCAAUCUUUCAUCUUUAGAAUGUGAGUCAUGUCACCUUGGAAAACAACCUCGUAAAUCCUUUCCAAGGAGAGUCAAUAACCGGGCUACAUCACCGUUUGAUUUAGUUCAUACAGAUGUAUGGGGUCCGUAUCGAGUCACUUCUACUUUAGGUUUCCGUUAUUUUGUUAUUUUUGUGGAUGAUUUUUCCCGUUACACAUGGUUGUUUUUAAUGAAAGAGCGUUUUGAAUUGUUUCAUAUUUUUCAAACUUUUUGUGCUGAAAUUCAAACUCAGUUUGGUCAUUCUAUCAAAAUUUUACGCAGUGACAAUGCUAAAGAAUUUUUUGGGGCAUCCUUUAAUCAAUUCAUGACAUCACGGGGUAUGCUUCACCAAUCUUCUUGUGUUCACACGCCUCAACAAAAUGGGGUUGCUGAACGCAAGAACCGGCACUUGGUUGAUACUGCUCGUACCCUAUUAUUACAUUCCCAUACACCACCUCAGUAUUGGGCAGAUGCUGUACUCACUGCGUGUCAUUUAAUAAAUAGAAUGCCUUCCUCAGUUCUUAAUAAUGAAAUUCCUUAUUCUAUUUUGUUUCCUGCUCGUGAUUUAUUUCCAUUACCACCUCAUGUGUUUGGGUGUGUGUGUUUUGUCCAUGAUACGACACCGGGAUUAGCUAAAAUGGCGGCUAGGUCAAUAAAAUGUAUCUUUCUUGGAUAUUCACGACUCCAAAAGGGGUAUCGUUGUUAUUCUCCAUUACUUAAGAAACAUUUUAUUUCAGCUGAUGUCACUUUCAUUGAGUCGUCCUUUUAUUAUCCAUUAUCUUCAGUUAAUACCCCAUCAUGUUUGGACUUCACCUCAUAUCUUCGGCCCAUCCAUCAGGAGCCUCCCAUUAACCCCCCAUCUGAUGAGCACCCAAACUGCCCUCCUAUGUCAGAUCGUCCAUUACAGGUAUACCAUCGACGUCCUCGACCUCCUCCCAUUGAGCCCAUCAUGGCCACGCCCGUUGAUUCCCCUAUGACGGAUCCUGCAUCACCACCAUCACCUACUCCAGCACUUGACACCACUCAGGAUAAUUUGCCAAUUGCUCUCCGAAAAGGUAGCGAUGAUCAAGGAAUUGCUCUCCUCAAGCAACAUCUGUUUAGCAAAUUUCAAACAAAAGACUUGGGAAAGUUGAGAUACUUCCUUGGCAUUGAGGUUGCACAGUCUCAAGAUGGAAUUGCUCUCUCACAAAGAAAGUAUGCCUUGGAUAUUCUUGAGGAAACAGGUUUGCUAGAUUGCAGGCCAGUGGAUACACCAAUGGAUCCGAACGUUAAACUCGUAUCAGAACAGGGAGAUCUUUUGCCCAACAAGGAAAAAUAUAGAAGACUCAUCGGAAAAUUGAAUUAUCUUACCAUCACGAGACCAGAUAUUUCAUUUGCGGUAAGUGUUCUUAGCCAGUUUCUUGAUAAGCCAUGUACUGGACAUUGGGAUGCAGCUAUUCGAGUUUUGAGAUACAUCAAGAAAACUCCAGGACAAGGAUUGUUGUUUGAAGAUCGAGGCCACCGUGAUAUUGUGGGAUACUGUGAUGCAGACUGGGCCGGAUGUCCGAUGGAUAGACGUUCCACUUCGGGAUAUUGCAUCUUGAUUGGUGGAAACUUAAUUUCAUGGAAAAGUAAGAAACAAGAUGUGGUUGCCAGAUCUAGUGCUGAAGCAGAAUAUCGUGCAAUGGCCCUUGUUACCUGUGAAAUCUUAUGGUUGAAGCAUCUCCUCCAAGAGUUAAAAUAUGGAAACACAAAACCAGCUCAACUCAUGUGUGAUAAUCAAGCUGCAAUGCACAUCGCAUCAAAUCCGGUAUAUCAUGAGAGGACAAAACAUAUUGAAGUUGAUUGUCAUUUUAUCCGAGAGAAGAUCACCAGUGGACAUAUCAUCACAAAAUAUGUGAACACAACUGGACAACUUGCAGAUAUUUUAACUAAGUCUCUUAGAGGUCCUAGAGUGGAAUAUAUUUGUAACAAGCUUGGUACAUAUGAUUUAUAUGCUCCAGCUUGAGGGGGAGUGUGGAAACCCUAGUAGUAUUGGGCUUAGCCCAUUUUGUAUAUCUUGUAUAGG